AUGAAGGCUCCAAUGCCUGAGAAGUCGUUACAGCUCACAAUAGUGUCACUUUCCGCCGCAGCAGCGGCAUCACCCGCAAUGGUAGCAACCAAGCCAACAAUGUCGUGUUUGUUUAUGACAUAUCAUAAAAGUGUCACAAUCCAAAAAAGUGCUGUAGCUUCUAGCGGCACUAAAAUCCAAACAAGUGUAACAGCUAAGAGCAGUGUCAUAGUUCACACUACUAUCACAACCUCUGCAGGGGGUUCAAAGUCUGUAAGUGUAUUAUUUAUAUUUUAUGUUCCUUUAUCAAAUAAAAAUUUUGUUUUUAUUUUUUCCAUUAAUAUUAUAUCAGAGUUAUAGAUAAUUAACAUACUCUUGUAACAUACUAUUGAUGAAACUUUAUUAGGUGGUUCGUAGUGUCAAAAGAUAGAUCAGCAAUCAAAGAGGGAUUAUCUAUGUUUUUGUCAUCAUUCUUUCUCACUACCAUAAUUUUUUUCUUUGUAAACUUUUUUUUGAGUUAAACAUUAUAUUCGUUGUAAUCAUUAUGAUAGACUACAAUAUUAUAGUAUUUCAUUUAUAUAAUAAAAUAGCUUGGUAUAUUAGUAGGCUAAAUUUUAUAAGUUAAACAAAUUUAAAACCACUUUUAGGUAAUAAUAUUAUCCCCUUUACAUUGUGAAUAUGAAAAUAUUUAUGAAGUUAAGUAUUCAAAAUUGUAAGUAAAAAUGAAAUUUGUUGUCUGUUUCAUAUCAAUGAUUAAGAGACCAACAGUUUGUCAUACAAUUACUAAAUAUCAAAUUUUACAAGAAGUGUUUUCAUUUUUUCAUACAAUAUAAAAUAGAUCAUUAUGUUAUAAUUGUUUUUUUAUGUAUAUAUAAAACAUGCUAUUAUAGGACACAGAUUAAAAUAGCCUAGUGAACUUUAAAUUUGUUUUAUGUACUGGAGACCCCAUGUAUGUAUACUGCUAUUUAUUUACAUAUUUGUAGUAUUUUAGAAUUUUAGUACUAUGUUUUUAAUUUUUGGUUCUAUCUUUUGCUAUUAUGCAUAAUAUAAUGAUUUAUAUUGUAUUUUUAAUAAAUAGUAGAAAUAAUCUGUCAUUUAUGUGAAUCUGUUAGAAAAAUACUUAAAUUUUCAUUUCAUGAUAUAAUCUAUUUUUAAGUAGCCAGGUUUGUUGGUCCAUUGAACAGUCUAUAUACUUGAAAAAAUAAAAAUAAACUUUUUAUGGUAUACUAUAGCUUAUUUUUAGAUGUUUUAGGUCAUAUUAAUAGCACAUAUUUUAAUAUUAGGUCAUAAUAGAGAGCAUAUUUUAGUUAUUUUCAGUACUAUAAAAUGUAAGCCCUAGUUAUAGCAGUUAAUGUGACAUUUUGGUAUAUUUUUUGUUAAAACUUAUUAAUGGUAAAUUUUAUUAUUUUGUGAUAAUCCACUGAAAAAAUUAUUUUCUUACAUCUCAAGUUCGUCUUAUUCCAAAAUCCUUACUUAAGCCAUUGAUAUUUAUGAGCAAAAAAUAUAAGACUAGCUGGUUGGUAUUUUGAGCAAGGCAUCUACGUUGAAGUAUUAAAAAAUGAAAUAAUAAUUAUUUGAGUAGUAAGGACAAAGAGGUGAUAUUUUCGAUUGACCAUUUUUACUAUGAUUUUAUACAGUAAGGAUGUCAUUAUAAGUCGUAUUUAGUGGUUAAUAAGAAAAAGUUGAGUUUAAUGUAGUAUUAUUUUUAUUUUUUUUAUAAGAAUUUUUAUAUCAAAUUUUGACGAAAAUCGUAAAUAUUACGGCUUUUUAAAACAUGUAUCGCCAAAUUCCGUUGAAAAUCGUUUUUCGUUAGCAAUGUUUAAUUGUCGCAUACAAAAAUACAUUAAAAUCUUCCCCUCUUUAUCUUACCUUCUCAACUUCUCUACUAUAAUUUAUAAUAGUGACCCACCCAUCGUGCUAAGUAUGUGCGUCGUCUUUUAGUUGUAAGAUUUCCUUCUAUUUUCAAUAGAAACCAUCCAAACGUAGGUACCUACGUUUAGGGCACCUAUCACGAAUCUUAAUUCGUGAUAUCUACCUAAUAAAUUCGUGUCAUAUUUCAGAGCACGUUUAUCGAGUUCAGUGGUUUAAUAAAUUUAAUAUUUUCUGUGACCAAACUCUAUAGGAAAAAUGGUGUAUCUACCCUAAACUCUUAGAUCAUAUGUAUAGUUCACCGGUAUUGACAUAAAAAAAUAACACGCCGGGCCGCAACUCACCUGUAGCCGAUCUAAGCCUAAACCUAACAAUAACUUGUUAUCACCGAACAAUGGCUGACGGCUGUACACUAAUAAUAAUUUAUAAUACUUAUCUAGGUACUAUUAAUUUGUAACUUGCAAUAUAUAGCACUUUGCAAUUUGUUUUUAUUUCGUAUUUUGAGUUAUAUAUUACAUUUUCAAAAAUAAUUAAUAAACUAUUCUAAUUUAUUGUAAAAGAAGCAAAUUAAAAUCAAGAAUUCUAUGGUUAAAAAUCCCUUUAAGGGUGAAGCUGAAGACUGCCACUUAAGACGAGCUGCUGAGUUACUUAUUGCUGGAAAUGACGAGAAUCGGAGAAAGUUCAUCUUUUUUAAAAUUAAGGUAAGACAUUAAAUGUUUUUUUUAGAAUACCCACUAGUUCGACUAAUUGUAUUUAUUUUUUUUUAUAAAUUUAUAUUAACUCCUAUUUAACUUAAUCUAGGAUAAUUUAAAAUAAUAUUAUACUAAGUCGGUAUUAAAUUUUUACCGUUUAGAAAAAAUUUUGGGCCGCUCAUAUCCUUCUCCGCCUGGGCUAAAAUACUCUCAGUCCGCCGCUACCACCACCAUUUAG
Messenger RNA from Cinara cedri, 2778 nucleotides. The record is from the annotation of a GenBank genome assembly. Lineage: Eukaryota; Metazoa; Arthropoda; Insecta; Hemiptera; Aphididae.